Monopterus albus (swamp eel) is the source of this 805-nucleotide messenger RNA. RefSeq lists its product as uncharacterized. Lineage: Eukaryota; Metazoa; Chordata; Actinopteri; Synbranchiformes; Synbranchidae. The coding region runs from base 17 to 805 and encodes 262 amino acids. The record is from RefSeq and is a predicted model, not a curated record. The transcript has 5 exons.
CUCCAGAUGAUUUUUGAUGAAAACAACUCGUCCGAAAAUGAAGACAUGGAGCAAAUUUCAGAAACUGAAGACCACCUGUCCCAAGUUUCUGAAACUUCUAGCGAUUUGGGGGAUGACGAUUUGUUGGAUCGAGAUUACGAUCCAAAAACCGGCAGGCAGAGGCAGAGUACGCGCCAGUUCAGUUGCCCCUGGAGCGUCACAGCAGGGAGAACAAUCCGCAGGCGGGAAAAGAAAAAGAAAAAUAAAGCACAUUGAUUCUGUGGAGCGCGUGGAUGAAAGCGCGGAGCAGCAGGGAAGUGCUGAGCCAGUAACAACGGAGGUCUACAUGGCGAGAUCCACUGGCAUUUCCUGGUCUUCUCACCCCUAUAAGCAGCCACCCCGCCUUGCAGCAAAUGUCAUCAGUAUGGAACCAGGGCCAACUAGAAUGGCAAUCAGCCAUGUCAGGGACAUCAAAUCAGCCUUCAGUGAGGUAAUGCCUGAUUCCAUACUGGACAUAAUCCUGGACUGCACCAACAUUGAAGGUCGGCGGGUUUAUGGAGAGCGGUGGAAGAUUGUGGACAUGAUCCUCCUGUACGCCUACCUUGGACUGCUCUACCUGGCAGGAGUCUUCAAGUCCAAAGGAGAGUCUCUCCAUUCGCUGUGGUCUGCUGAUUAUGGAAGGGCCAUCUUCAGGGCCACAAUGUCGUUGGACAGGUUCCAGGUCAUUUCCCGGGUUAUCAGGUUUGAUAACCUGGAAGACAGGGCAUCUGUGAAGCAUUAUGUCCUGGACCGUGUUCGAUCGUCGCACCAAGGAUGGAAGCAGUGA